This is a messenger RNA of Exophiala bonariae, 630 nucleotides long. RefSeq lists its product as uncharacterized. Lineage: Eukaryota; Fungi; Ascomycota; Eurotiomycetes; Chaetothyriales; Herpotrichiellaceae. The record is from RefSeq and is a predicted model, not a curated record. Bases 1 to 630 code for a protein of 209 amino acids. The transcript has 2 exons.
AUGAAGUCUGUUGCCGCCAUUGCCAUUCUGGCUGGCCUCGCCACCGCGUUUCCUGGAGAAGUCUUGAAGAAGCGCGCAUUGAAGCCUAGAGAAGGAUGCCCUCGUGAACUCACGGCCGGUCAAUUCGAAUUCCCACACUACAUCACUCAGAUCUCCAAAUCUCAGCCCGACAAGUCAUUCGGUCCUCAGUUCAACGGUGUAUUCACACCUAACGACAUUGAGUCCAUCUUCAGCUUCGAUGUCCCCGCCUCUCGAGCUGAUGCCAACUGCACAUUGGAGUUCAUCUUCCCAUUGAAGUCGCAACUCAAGACCUCCAACUUCGAGUAUGAGGGUGGUGGUUCUUUCUUCUUCACUGGCUACAACCCAGGCAGCUGCCCAGGACCCCAGACAACCUACAACAAUCAACCAGCACCAGGUCCGUUCCCAGCUUUCCCACCUAUCCACAUGGAGCCUGGCAACGCAUACACCAUCGACAUCGGACCAUGCUUCGUCGGUGCUGGUACCUGUGUCGCUGGUAAGACCUCCACCAACGACACCAACUUCUGGUACUUCCAGGACCAGGACGAGUGCCCCAUUGGCAUCUACACCGCCUACACCUACGGCGAGCCCAACAGGCCACCACCAUCAUAG